This is a messenger RNA of Nematolebias whitei (Rio pearlfish), 1798 nucleotides long. RefSeq names its product dual specificity protein kinase CLK1. The coding region runs from base 1 to 1215 and encodes 404 amino acids. Gene Ontology annotation, molecular function: ATP binding; protein tyrosine kinase activity. Lineage: Eukaryota; Metazoa; Chordata; Actinopteri; Cyprinodontiformes; Rivulidae. Gene Ontology annotation, cellular component: nucleus. Gene Ontology annotation, biological process: regulation of RNA splicing; protein phosphorylation. The transcript is spliced from 10 exons. The record is from RefSeq and is a predicted model, not a curated record.
AUGUUUGAACUGAGUCCUCUGACGUCGCCUCCAGCUGUUCUCCUCGUCUCCUCCUUUCUCCAGUGGUCUGAAGGCUCAGCGCUCCAAACCAAAUGGGCUGACGACCGACUGAAGACGAGUCCGAGGGGAGAGGCUGGUGAAGACGGUGAAGACGAUGAAGACGAUGAAGACGAUGAAGACGAUGAAGACAAUGGAGAUGAUAAAGACGGACACCUGAAGUAUCACGUCGGCCUCAUCCUGAAUCAGAGAUAUCAGGUGGUCUCCACGCUCGGAGGCGGAGCUUAUGGGAAGGUGGUGGAGUGCAUAGACACACAAACAAACAAGCACGUGGCUGUGAAGAUCGUGAAGAAGUUGGACAGUUGCUGCGAAGCUGCUCGAUGUGAGAUUUCAGUCCUGCAGGAGAUCAACAGUCUGGACGAUGACCACAGAUUCGCCUGUGUCCGGAUGUUGGACUGGUUCCAGCACGAAGGCCACGUCUGCAUCGUGACGGAGCUGCUCGGACUCAGCACCUUCGAGUUCCUGCAGCAGAACCGCUUCCUGCCGUUCAGCGGGUCGCAGAUCAGACUCAUGGCCUUCCAGAUCUUCAGCGCAGUCAGCUUUCUGCACCGUAACAAACUGACCCACACGGACCUGAAGCCCGAGAACAUCCUGUUCGUCCGCUCGGACCGCCACAUGGAGAACCACGAGACGAUGAGUCCGAGCAGUUUGGAUGUGAAGAUGGUGGACUUUGGCUGCGCCACUUUCGACCACGAACACCACGAGACCCUGGUGUCAACGAGACCCUACCGGGCCCCAGAGGUCAUUCUGGGUCUGGGCUGGGACCAGUCCUGUGAUGUCUGGAGUCUGGGCUGCGUUCUGAUGGAGUUCUACCUGGGACGGCCUCUGUUUCUAAGUCACGACAGCAGGGAACAUCUGGCCAUGAUGGAGAAGGUUCUGGGUCCGAUUCCCCCCAGUCUGCUAAAACAGAGCAGGAACCAACAGCUGGUGAACAAGCAGCGUCUGAACCGGGCUGAGCUGGACUCCUCGGAUCUUCUCAUCAGGGAAGACUGCCGGCCUCUGAAGACGUACAUGAGGACGAGCAGCGUCGAGGAGCAGCAGCUGUUCCACCUGCUCAGCUGCAUGUUCGAGUACGACGUCAGCAGACGGAUCACUGCUGAAGAAGCUCUGUGGCACCCGUUCUUCAGCCCUCUGAGGACACCGGACCAGAACCUCUAACACCAAACACCUACAAGCCUGGUCUCUGUGCCCGCUUCGUCCUGUACGGGUCGGUGCUGGUGUCCAUGUCCAGCAGUCACUGUGAGAGAGACAGGGGGACACCUGGACAGGCCUCCAGUCCAUCAUGGGACAAUUUUAGAGUUACCAUUCAGUCUAACAUGACUCGACCCAGAAAGACCCACAGCCAGGAUUUGAUUCGGCGACCUGCUCUCUGAGGGCAGCAGCUUACACACUGAUCCACCGUGUCACCCACAAACAGAAACAAACAACAUGUAAACAAAUAACAACAAGCUCAGCUUCUACCUCAUGUUUACCAAACUGUUGACCUUUUUAUGCUUCUCUGUUUUUCUGGGAGAUUCAGGAACCGUUCCUUUUUAUUUGUAAAGAUUUUUUUACACAUUUCACUUUUAAAGUGUGUCGAGGUUCCUCGUUAAACUCGAGAAGUUUGCGAAACCAAAAGGUUCACGUAAAAACGAGUGCCGGGAGUUGCUGAAGGGAGACGCCACGUCCGGUAAAGAGAUAAAAACAAAAAUCUGUAGCUCGGUUGAGACGAUGGUUAAAACGAGAGAAUUCUUAAUAAAUC